Messenger RNA from Linum trigynum, 1735 nucleotides. Lineage: Eukaryota; Viridiplantae; Streptophyta; Magnoliopsida; Malpighiales; Linaceae. The record is from the annotation of a GenBank genome assembly.
CGAAACUUGUGUCCUGGUCCACUCGCAAGCAAAAAUCAGUUGCUCGCUCCUCUAUCGAAUGUGAAUAUCGUGCUCUCGCCACACUUGGUUCUGAGGUACUUUGGUAACAGACUUUACUUCAUGAACUAGGUCAAUCCAUUCCUACUUCUCCGACUCUGUGGUGUGACAAUCUUGGUGCGACGUUUCUUGCUCAUAAUCCGGUGUUUCAUAAUCGGUCUAAGCAUAUGGAGAUAGAAUUCCAUUUUGUCUGUGAUCAGGUCAGCAAAGGUCAGCUACGUGUGCAUUACUUAUCAGCCCCUGAUCAACACGCAGAUGUGCUGGCCAAGCCUUUACCAGUCCUUCAACAAGUUUUGACUCACCGAACUUUCACUUGCGGGGGCGUGAAGAGGAACUUGCUCCAGAAGUUUCUCUAUUGCCGUUAGUUGUUAGUAGUGGAACGUUGCCCACCUUUGGGAGUUCUUUAUUUCACUCCAUUCAGUUUCAGUGUAUCUCGCAGCACUCUGCUGCUAUGUACUAUAAAUCUGUUGAUUGAAUAAUGGAAAACUCAUGUCUUGGGGUUUUCAGUUAGAUUGUGAGCCGAGGAGGUAGAGCUUAGAGCACAGCUGCAAAAGAAGUGGCUGAACCAACGCAACGCAGCCAUGGCUUCAAUGAUGGCAACCACAGGCGCCUACCUCCGCAGUCAAUACUGGAGACCGCGCCGCGAAAACUAUGGCAAAGCUGGAUUCAGCCGCCGUUUCCUGCUUUGUCAGCAGCAGCAGCAGCAGAAGCAGCACGACCCCACAAAACCCACCGCACAAAUUGCUCGAAGGGAGAUUCUUCUGAGGAGCAGCGAAUUGGCGGUGGUUGGGGCGAUAUUCAAUCUCAGCGGGAAGAAGCCAGAUUACCUCGGAGUUGGGAAGAAGCAGCAGCAACUGGCGCUUUGCCCGGCCACCAACAACUGCAUCUCCACGUCCGAGAAUGUCAGCGAUUCCGCCCACUACGCUCCUCCUUGGAACUACAAUGGCGGCAGGCCGCAGGCCGUCAGCAGACAAGUUGCGAUGGACGAGCUUGUACAAGUGAUAAAAACCACGACGCCGGACAAAUACAGCGCACGGAUUGUGGAACAGAAUAGCGAUUAUGUGCACGCUGAGUACGCAAGUCCUAUCCUAGGGUUGGUUGACGACGUCGAGUUCUGGUUCCCACCAGGUAGCAAAUCAACUGUCGAAUAUCGUUCUGCAUCAAGAUUGGGGGACUUCGACUUUUAUGCCAACCGAAAACGAAUCAAGGCUCUGAGGCAGGAGCUGGAGAAGAAGGGAUGGACUUCUGAAAACCCCUUCUGAAUCCCAUCCCUUUGACAAAUAGAGUGACAUGGAAACAACGCUUAAAUUCCAUCACCACAACGCAAAAGCUUCUGACUCACCAUGUCAAAAGCACAAUCAACAGCUCUUUACUCCUAAAACGUCAGCUGCUUACAGUCUAAAGUUUGAAACAAAGCCAGCGCAUAAAUAUCACUUGUCUCAUUUUGUAUCAUCUUUUUAGAAAGAGCUACACCACCCUUCCAUUCCAUGAUAACCCUCCCCUACAAUGGCCAUUCCAUUAGCCUCAACUCUUCUAAGACAGACCACCGGUCUAGUCUCGUCUCAACGGCAUAAAUUCUCGAUGAAUGCCACCGGCAUUGAGCACCACUAUCUCAAGAUUGUCCCCCUGCACCAGGAAAAUGAUGUAUGUGUUGUUCAGAUAAAAUCUUAUGUGAUCA